Molecule: messenger RNA, 2118 nt
Organism: Capronia coronata CBS 617.96
Lineage: Eukaryota; Fungi; Ascomycota; Eurotiomycetes; Chaetothyriales; Herpotrichiellaceae
Exons: 4
Coding region: 1-2118 (705 amino acids)
Biological process (GO): positive regulation of transcription by RNA polymerase II
Cellular component (GO): nucleus
Molecular function (GO): DNA-binding transcription factor activity, RNA polymerase II-specific; transcription cis-regulatory region binding; zinc ion binding
Source: RefSeq, a predicted model, not a curated record
AUGUCACAAAGGACCAAUUCGCUGGCGUUCGCCAAGUCAGACUGCCACACUUGCAAAGCGCUUCACAGAGUCUGUGACCGUCAGCGACCUAUUUGCACGACAUGCCAGAACGCCGGGGAUGAAUGCAAAGGGUUCCAGACGCGUUUGAUAUGGGAAGGGAGCGACUUGCCCUCCAGACGCGGCGACGACAGUAGGCGGAGGCAUGGCAUCGAAUGCCGCCCAGUGCCAUCUGAGACGGCGACGGCGACAGCGACGGAAUCAACAAAGGCCAAACGAGCUGGCCACACCAAAAUCGGCUCCCAGAGGAGCACGUCGCCUCAAAAACGGGGUCGAGAGUUCUCCUUUGUCAACUGGCCACCAAAGCGCCGGAAGAAGCACUCUAGAAAAGGCGGCGAGGAAUCUCAACAGGCACACGCCAGUCCCGUGCCAAAAGAAGAAGAUGCAUCCGAUGCUCAUGCUCCAGGAAAGACCGUCGCUGACCCAGCGUCGCAAAAGCCAGUGCCGCCGGUUCCUAACAUGAGGCAGAAGCAUCAAGACUCCCUACAUAUCUCGGCGGAUUACACGUCUAUCAUGGGCUCGGCAGAUCUACAGCUGACACCAACUGUGCAGACCAACAACAUGUUCCGCAGCCCCGUCUUCGACAAUUGGCUGCUGCCCGAUACAGCAGGAGUCGAGGAGCUGCCGCUCUUCAGCACUGAUGCCACAUUGGACGGAAUGCCAAACCAAGGGUCUGAGCAGCACCCGUCCGCAACCCUGUGGUUGAUGGACGGAGCCGAGGAAGAUGAGGACGUGGAGGGUACGGUGACGGGCUCGGGCGCGAAGAUACAAUCUGAGUGGCCGCUGAGGCCAAAUUCACCUAGCUCAAUGGCCUUGUCAAUGGCCACUCUGCACAAGGACACGUUUGAUAUCGACUCCUUCACCAUCCUAGCCUCGAUUCCACCCCGAGUACAAUAUAUCUCCACGGCCGAUCAGUUCUCCGUCCUGCUUGACAGAUAUGACCAGGAGUUUUGUACAUAUCCAGUGACGAACGACUUGGACAUCAAUCCUUUCCGCUACCGUAGAGAGACGUCUCGCGGGUCUAAACAUCUCCUGCACGCAAUCAUUGCAAUUGCAUGCCAUCACCAGAAUUCGUAUUCCAUCAACAGCAGUCCGCCCGCAGAGUUCUACCAGCAUAAAAACCAGGCGGCUGCCUUGUACAAAGCAGCGGUUGAGAAUCCGGAAAUCCAAGCCCAGGGUCUGGAAGCGCUAGACACCUUGUUGGCUCUAUGGUGCAUCGAUACUGUGGAAUCGGCUCUGAAUCCAUGGAGAGCUCAUCUUUCGCACGCAUACUCUCUCCUCGAGCUCGCGGGCGGUAUCGAUGUAUGGUCGCUGUCCUUUAGGUGGGACGCCGUGGUGGCCUUGUUGUCUCGUCGCCCAUGCGUGAUGCCAUAUACGUACUUUGAAGCCGUUCUUCAAUGGGAAGUGUCGCAGUUCUGGACCUUUUUUGAACUGAUCGGCUGUCCGCGCGAGCUGCUCGUGCCUCUGAUGCAGCUUGCCCAUCUUGCCGGCCAAUCCAAAACCAAAGGCAGCAUGGGCAAGGCCAUGAAAGCGAUUGUCACCGAGAUCGAGGGCAAUCUGCGCAGUUACCAGCCUCCCGACAACGAGGCGGUCUACGACCUCGAGCUUGAAGACGAUGAGAGUCUGCAGCAGGCUAGGGAUCAGUAUCACAGCUGCGAGGCGAUACGAUAUUCGCUACUCAUCUACGCUCUGCAAGUAUUUCAGGACGAUGAAGGAGAAACGACACGGGCUUCUGUGAGCACGAAGCUGAGAUAUCUGAGUCGGGUGGCUCUGGACCAUGUGUGCUCGAUUCGGCCAUCUUCGCCGACACAGAAGCAGCUGCUAUUACCCAUCUUCCUCGCUGGAGCUCAGACGACUUUCGACCGACACAAAAAUUUCAUUCGAGAAUAUUGCAGACAGUGGUUCGAGACUUUUGGGUACCACAUGUUUACCAGCGUCAUCGGCAUCUUGGAAGAGGUUUGGGCAGGGCAAGAUGAGGCUGAUCGAGGGCCAUGGUGGGGUGAAGUGGUCGAUAGAUGGCGGCAAGCAGGCCAUGGGGACGUUGACUUUUGUUUCGGGUAG